Pangasianodon hypophthalmus (striped catfish) is the source of this 1784-nucleotide messenger RNA. It is a transcript of the gene nts, whose product is annotated as neurotensin. NCBI's taxonomy places the organism in Eukaryota, Metazoa, Chordata, Actinopteri, Siluriformes, Pangasiidae. Gene Ontology annotation, molecular function: neuropeptide hormone activity. Gene Ontology annotation, cellular component: extracellular region. Bases 1096 to 1569 code for a protein of 157 amino acids. The record is from RefSeq and is a predicted model, not a curated record. The transcript is spliced from 4 exons.
UGAGAAGUGUGUGAUUACUUUGAUUAAAAUAAUUAAAAUAUAUUAUAUUACACAAUGUGUUACUUUGAUUACACAGACCUCUUCACGCAACUAAUCUCUGUUCAUCUUAACAUCAGUGCUGCAAUAACAGAUGUUUAAGUCAUUCAGUCCUGUACUGUUGACUAAAACUGCUGUUAUCUAGACAGAGUGUGUAAGCACUCCUCUCUGUUUUGAUGAUGAUGUCAGUGCAGAAGUAUCUUGGACAUUUUCACAGAUGGUAUCAGAUUACAAGCUGGCUUAAUUAGGGACAUGUUUGUUAUGAUACAGCAUGUUACUAUCUAAAGCAUUACCAAAGCAUUACAUUCACAGUUUGAGAACAUCAAACUUAGCUAGCGAUGUUUUAGACAUCUUCAGGCAGACUGACAACCGCAUCUUACCCAGCAUGAUAUUCGCUGGAGGAUAGACUAGGCAAGAUUAGAAAGUAAUGAAAAAUAUUUCCAAAUGAUUUUCGUGAAAUAUAUUCAUGGUUUCUCAAAGAAGAGGGGUUAAAGACUGGCGUGCCAAGCAUCUUCAAUGAGCACUAAUGCAAACAGCUCACCCAGUCAGCAUGCCUUUUGGACUGUCACAAACUCAACUAUGCAUCUCACAUCCUAAAAAGGAGAAAAGAAUCAAAUAAGCAGGUACAGAGGUUUUGACGUCAGCUGGCGAAGUGGCAGAUACGUAUUUCUGUCGUGUCAUCUGAUGUCAUCAAGACCCUGAAUGCGGAGCUGAUGGGAGAGUGGGCUAGAUGGGGAAGGAUGGAGAGAGCUGGAGAGGGGAGGGAGGAGGUAGGAUGAAGCAGCCUGUGACAUCACUCCAGCUCUUAUAUACUGGGUGGAAUGGAGCCCAGCGCUCCUCAGUUGAUUCCUGAAAAAGCCAACAGGACACACGGCACGAUAGGCUGGACAAGGAGCCUAGAGAAAAGUGUCUGUUGGAGUCAUCUUCAUUUCCUGAUCUUGCUUUUGCUCUCAUUUUACUUUGCCCUGUUCACUCUAUCCACUCCUUCUAGUCUUGACCUAUAACCUUAUGGACUCGGGCCUAGCUUAAAGGUGCAACAUCUGUGGGAUUGUCAGCAAGAUGUCAAUGCAGCUGACCUUUGUGGUUUUUCUCUUUCUGACCAUCAGUGGACUCUGCUCAGAUGCUGAUCAGGCCAAAGAGGCGAUGGAAGAGGAGAUACUGAGCAGCCUCUUUACUUCAGAGCUACAACAGAGCAGACACAGCUCCCCCCUGUGGCAGAUGCCUGUACUAAACAUGUGUCGGAUGCUGGCGAGGGUUAGUGAGCCCUGGCAGGAUGACUGGUACGCAAACAAGUUCCAGCCAGCGUAUGACCAGAGGGUCUCCACUGCUGUGAGCCCAACAUUGCAGGAACUGUAUGACCUCCUGACCCUCUGCAGAGUCCUCCAGCCCAAAGAGCUUGACCAAGAAUACCUUGAAGUGGACCAGAACAGUGACAGGCCACUGAAACGAAAAUCUCCAUAUAUUCUAAAGAGGCAACUGCACACCAAGAAAGCGAGGCGACCAUAUAUUCUGAAACGAAGUUCAUUUUACUGACCCUUACGACCACCAACAAACAGACACUUUACACUCUGUGAAUAUGUUGCUAUUUUCACAGUAGUAAUAUCUAAGCAGUACUAGCUGGUUUAUGUGUUCACUUUGGUUUGCUUUAGCUUAUUGUCACACCGGAGUCUUGUCCCACACCAGAGUCUUGUCCCAUGUUCUCGUUUACUAAGGGACUGGUUGUGUAAAUAAAAUCAGUAAGCAUCUAC